Molecule: messenger RNA, 3674 nt
Organism: Dacryopinax primogenitus
Lineage: Eukaryota; Fungi; Basidiomycota; Dacrymycetes; Dacrymycetales; Dacrymycetaceae
Product: general substrate transporter
Exons: 6
Coding region: 1910-3553 (547 amino acids)
Biological process (GO): transmembrane transport; carbohydrate transport
Cellular component (GO): membrane
Molecular function (GO): carbohydrate:proton symporter activity
Source: RefSeq, a predicted model, not a curated record
GUGUCGCUCCGAUCUUCUGCCACCGCUGAACACGACACAAGGUCGGUCUCACGGAACCGAAACAUUCGAGGAAUAGAAAUUGGAAUUGAGCUGUGCGCUUUGCUCCCCCACGGACGAGGUGCGGAAUGAAGAAAGAAAGAAAACUGCCGCCACACCAUGUCAACAUGGUUCUAUGAAUGCUACCGGGGACGGCAGGCAAUUAGACUAUGAUGGGGGGGAACGCCCAUCAGGGGAAUGCUUCGUUCCCCUACCCACAUACAUCUGCUCCAUCUGCUUCGCGUAAUAAUCCCCGGGCGGCCUCGUGUCCUCAAGCCAUGGCUCAAUGGCAUAAGGCUGGUUCAGCCCGUUCCUUUCCAAAUGCGCGCGCAUCUCUGCCUCAGUUGCGUGCAGAUGGACCGAAUCGACCUUGGAUGCAUCGCCGCCCUUUGCAGCAAUCAUCCGCUCAAGUUCCUCCGGGAUACGGGAGCCCUUGAGCUGGUAGUUGCGCGGAUAGUAGAUAACCUGCUCGACAAGGGAGUAGUCGGAGGGAUCCUCCCGAUUGAAGUUUUCUUGCCAACACAAUGGGGCUACAUCACAUACAAUAACGACAUCACCCUUCUUCCCCACAAUCUGUGCGAAUUUCUUGCACUGGGGGAUGUGGGCGUAGAACGUAUCCUUCUUGUAAGGCCAUUCGAUGCCCUCGGGACGGUCGUGCAAAUACUUGACAAUGCUAGCAAGCCCAUCUUCGGCGACCCAGGUUCCUCCUCCGCCGGGUUUGAUAUCGGUGAAGAGACAGAUGACGGUGAGCAUGUUUCCGGACGAGUCCAGGAAUUGGCGAUACCAAUCGUUGUCGGUGUGCCAGCCUUUGAGCUCCUGCGGCGGGAUUGGAUGCUAUGCACACGAGAAACGAUUAGUGAAAUGUUGCCAAGACGUGGGUGAAUCACCCACGUCAGACGAGUUGUUACUGGAACCCGCGUUGAAAAUGAACUGAUCUCCUUGGUAGCGCUCUCGGACGAGGCCAACACGAUCAAUCCCUCCAACAAUAUCCACUAGUAAAACGAUCAGAAUAUGAUUUCCGCCAUCAUCAGCAAGUCAGCAUACGGAUAGCAUUCCACGCCUUGGGCAUUAUGACCUCAUUGAGCACCUCCCUAUGCCUCGGCAUGGCGACGUCCUCAUACUUCCAGGUUGUAGGGUCGUUAGGGUCACCGGGAAGUCUGAUCCAGAAGUCCUCAAGCCAUUUGUCGAUCCAUUCCGGCUCCAUGCCACCUUGAAUCUGGAGCCAGCCAUGCUCCAGGAAAUGCUGGCGCUGUUCUGGUUGGGCGGUAUCAAGGCUGAUCCAACUUACCUAUAUACAAUUGGAAAGCGGACCAGACGUCCGAAACUCGGAGUGGAGAAUAGGGUUGCCGGUGCCGCCUCCCGGCGGGAAUUCUCUCUCCACAUCCGCACGGCCCCGCCGGUGCCGGUGAUCGUGUGCUAUCUGGCGACUAUCUCACCAAACAAGGUAUCGGUUCCUGCCCGCCUUAGUGGGCGUAUGCCCGUGGCUUGGAAUCACGGAACUCAACUGAAUUGAAACCGGAACAAUUAAAUGUAACCGACCCCUCCACCGGAUUCACGCUCACGUCUUUCAGCAUGCCGACCACCCUCCACAAAGGCCGCCCACCCCUCCACAGGCGUUUCCUUUUACAGAACGAAGCACGAGACCUUCUCGGGUCGCCCCGCAUUCUAAAUCGGACCGAAGUGUGGAGAAGGGUCCGGUCUAAAACGGCAAUGUGGGGAGAGGAUUCGUCGAAUGUUCCUCUUCCUGUACCCCUUUUUGCCGGUUUCGACGGAUUAUAAGGAUUGCCUCGUGCCACAUCGUAACUUCUCUGUGCGGUCGCCCCUUCGCCUUCUCUCACCUCCGCCACAUUCUUCAUUACCACGUCCCUCCAACAUGGUUCACCACACAUCUGGUGCACACGGUCUUACCUACGAUGGUCUCCUCUUGUCCGACGUAUUGCCCAAACGCAAGGGAUGGUGGAACUAUUGGUACUUGUGGCGGCUCAACCUCGCACUGUUGAGCUCUGUCGUGUCCCAAGCCACCGGCGGUUACGACGGCUCACUCUUGAACGGUCUGCAAUCCCUCCCCCUCUGGACCGACUACUUUGGCCAUCCGGCUGGAGCCCGACUUGGUGCUUUGAACGUCGGUAUCUCUAUCGGUCAAAGCGCUGCAACCCUCUUUGCCGGCUACGCAUGCGACAAGUUUGGUCGCCGCAUUCCCCUCGGUAUUGGUUGCAUUAUCGUCGUCAUUGGUUCCAUCGUCGGUGCCGCAAGUACCAACUUUGGCAUGUUCUUGGGUGCACGUAUCCUCGUCGGCUUUGGAGAUGGCCUUUGCCAGGUUGCCAGUCCCACUAUGCUCGCCGAACUCGCCCAUCCCAGUCAGCGUGCGCAGAUUCAGACGAUGUAUGCGCCCUCUUACCCGCUUGGUGGCAUUAUCGCUGCUUGGACGACAUACGCGACCUACACCUACACCACGACGUGGAGUUGGCGUCUUCCGCUCGCCCUUCAAGGAGUUUUCGCCCUUCUCCAAUUCUUCGCUCUGUUGAGCUGCCCCGAAUCGCCCCGUUGGUUGAUUGCCACCGGUCAGCGUGAGAAGGCCAUCGAGGUGCUUGUCAAGUUCCACGCGAAUGGAGAUACGGAGUCGCCUUUGGUCAGGUUUGAGCUGGCCGAAAUUGACGCUCAAAUCGAGAGCGAUAGCAUGUCCAAGGCAUAUUCGUGGUCGGAGUUCUUCAAGACAAAGGGCACCCGUCGCCGCUUCUACAUGAUGUUGUUCUUCCCCUUGGCUCGCCAAUUCACCGGUUCCAACCUCAUUUCCUACUUCCUGCCUCUCGUCUUGAACAGCGCAGGCAUUACGAACAGCAAGACCCAACUUCUUAUCAACGGCGGAGUCAACAUCUGCGCGUGGGUUUUCGCCAUGUCGACUUUCCUUUACGUCGAUAAGUUCGGUCGCCGCCCCGUUCUCAUCAUCCCGAUGGCCCUCUGCACUGUUGCCCUGGUCAUUUGGACCAUUUUGUCGGCACUUAUCAUCGAGUCCAACUACACCAAGCCUGGUCUCGGGUACGGUGUGGUUGUGAUGGUCUUCUGGUUCCAAGGCUGGAUUCACAUCUUCGAUGCUGCCGCCGAGCCGUACAUUCAGGAGAUGUCCACUUUCGCUCUCCGCUCCAAGAUUGUCGUCAUGUGGCAGUUCGGUCAGCAAGUUGUUGGCUACAUCAGCUCGUUCGCGAAUCCCGUGGCCAUGGUCAGCUUGGGGUGGAAGUACAUCCUGCUCUACGUUUGCCUUGAUGUGGUCUACAUCAUUGUCAUGUACCUGUUCUUCCCCGAGACGAAGGGGCUGUCUCUGGAGGAGUGCGCACUGCUCUUCGAUGGUAUCGACAAGCAGCACGAGGUGGAGGUCGCGUUUGCCGAGCUUGGCAAAGCGCACGGAGGUCACACCACCGAGGCAGACCUUAUCGCAGGUGCCAGGGGUCUCGAGCUUGCCGGGGGAAAGGGCAGCUCAGAGCAUGUCGAGUUCACCAAGGGGUUGGAGGCGAACGUGUAAAACGAAAGGGUCCCCCGGAUUUUCUUCGCAGUUUUUUGGACAGAGACCCUUCAUUCACCUCUCUGCGUACAGCACUGUACUACCGUACUGCACUGCUCUAAAUGCUAGUUAUGACACUUUU